This is a messenger RNA of Cladocopium goreaui, 656 nucleotides long. Lineage: Eukaryota; Dinophyceae; Suessiales; Symbiodiniaceae. The record is from the annotation of a GenBank genome assembly.
ACGGAUCUUUGAUCUUUGGGCAUGUGCGGCAUGAACUCAUGCCCAUCCUUCUAUGGGGAUGGACGCUAUCCUGGCGAUGGCGGAGCCGCGCUGGAAGAGCUGUGGCAGCUGCUCCCAUGGCGGGAAAUCUGCAACUGCCCAGGCCGCUACACAACUUCAGACCGAGAGGCCCGUUUCUUGGAGCCAGUACAGCUUUUGCGGCGCCUUGGUUCGGUGCCUCGCCUGAUCCCGUUGCUACUGGACGUGCCCAACAAGGAUCGUAUUAGCAUGAUUCGGCUGCCGGGAGGAGGUGGCCUUCUCAGCUACUGCAAGGAGGGUUCGGUUUACGUGCACACCUUCAACACAGAAAGCGGCUUGAUUCGAAAGGUGGAUGCGCUCGGACUCACCAACUGGCGUUGCAUUCUGGAUCCAGAACCAGCUGGGUCCUGUGCAGAGGCCUGCAGUGCCUGCGUAGCAGUGUUACCCUUUCUGCUGGAUGCGGAAAAGCAUUGGCGUCAUCUUUUUUCAGACUUGGUUGAGAAGGCAAUGGAGCCUCUCCACUUCGCUGCCGCUGCAAUGCACCAGGGCGACGAUGUUUGAAGCACUAUGGCGAUCUUUGAAGCGCGAGGUGGCUCACGCUUUGCAACACCAACGCUGGAGAUGCAUGGAGAAAGAAA